This is a messenger RNA of Erythranthe guttata (spotted monkey flower), 950 nucleotides long. The record is from RefSeq and is a predicted model, not a curated record. Lineage: Eukaryota; Viridiplantae; Streptophyta; Magnoliopsida; Lamiales; Phrymaceae.
AGAGAGAGAGAGAGAUGAGUAGUAGUAGUUUGCCUACAGUAGUACUGAUUGUAUGUCAGUGUAUGUAUGCAGGUGUAAAUCUGAUAAGCAGAGUUGCACUUGUGCAUGAAAUGAGCUCAAGGGUGUUUGUAGUUUACAGACAAUUCAUAGCCUUCUUGUUAAUUUCUCCAUUUGCUUGCUUCACAAGGAGAGAAACACAGGGAUAUUGGUAUGGGUGGAAAAGCUUCUGGUUGAUAUUUUUGCUCUCCUUUCUAAGUGUGACACUAAAUCAAAACCUCUACUUUGAGGGUUUGUACCUAGCCACCUCAUCAUCUGCAAGUGCAUUGGGGAAUUUGGUACCUGCAAUCACUUUUAUAAUGGCUUAUACCAUGGGAUUAGAGAAAGUCCAUUUGAGAAGCUUGAGAAGCAUGGCUAAAAUCGUGGGGACACUUUUCUGCGUAACGGGUGCAAUUACCAUGGCGCUAGUAAAAGGUCCGAAAUUACUAAACAUGGAACCAAUUAAUUCCGUUUUCCGUAAUAUGGGAGAACAGGAAAAUACAUGGUUACUGGGUAUUUUGCUACUCUUCGGAAGCUCCUGUUGCUGGUCAGUCGGGCUUAUUUUGCAGGUCCAGAUAGCUACAUGCUACCCUGAUCAUCUUUCAUUAACAGCUUGGAUGUGUUUAUUGGCAUCAAUUCAAUCUGGAAUAUUGACUGUUAUCUUUGAGCCGAAUUCGAAAGCUAAUUGGAAACUCAAUUCCUCCCUUGAAAUAUUGUGCUGCCUCUACGCUGGUUUAGUAUCAGCAGUAGCUUUCUUUGGUCAAAUUUGGUGCAUUGCAAGGAAAGGACCCUUCUUCAGUGCUAUGUUCAAUCCUCUUUGUGCCGUUGUAGUAACAGUCCUCGCUUGUACCUUUCUGCAUGAGGAGAUGUACAUUGGAAGGUACUUCUCAUGUUAUAUUGUAGGGUAAAUUACG